Molecule: messenger RNA, 1461 nt
Organism: Hydatigera taeniaeformis
Lineage: Eukaryota; Metazoa; Platyhelminthes; Cestoda; Cyclophyllidea; Taeniidae
Source: the annotation of a GenBank genome assembly
AUGACUGUUGCCAGUUCCAGAGGCCGUUUGAUUGCCGUUAUAGGCGAUGAAGACACUUGCACAGGCUUUCUUUUGGGAGGUAUAGGUGAGCUUGACAAGAAUCGUCGUCCGAAUUUCCUCGCUGUGGAUAAAGACACGCCCUUAAGCGACAUUGAGAAUGCCUUUACAUCAUUUCUUACUCGAGAUGAUAUCGCUAUAAUUCUAAUUGUCCAAAACGUUGCGGAAAUGAUCAGGUACCUUAUUGAUGCACACACAGAUCCAAUCCCUGCAAUUCUGGAAAUACCAACAAUGAGUGGUGGAAAAUACGAGUUAGAUGCUAACGCCGGGGAAUACGUGCCCUCCACUUCAGCAGAAAAGGAAUCAGAGGAGAUACUUAAUGCUAUUGUCUCUCAAGCUCUCGAUUUCAAUGAGGACGUGUCAGAACCUGCUUGUUCAAAGUUGGAACAAAUUAUUCAAACUCAACUGCUAUCCACAAUUCCCUCUCAUGUCGGAAGGAUCCUAGUGGACUCCUCUGUUAGUCGUUCUGGGAAUGCUACCUUGUUAUUUCGACUUCUCAAGCGUCUUCAAACUACUACGCCACCCUCAGUGUAUAGUCUUCUCGAAUGUGGAAUUUUCGACAAAAUCCAUGAGCACACUUUGUGCCUCAUCGGCGGGGACAUUCUUCCAGAAAUGGCCGGUAUAAAACCAGUCGAGACCUCAGAGUCUGGGGACUCGGUUGUUGCUAACAGACGCCCGGUCCUUCUGGUAGAACUGCUACACUUAACAGUGAUGUGUAUAACGGAGCUAUACAAAACGGAGGACGGCCAGGUGACCCUCCCGCCCCUCAGGCCCUGCAUUGACUUGUGCAUGCUUGCAGAGGCCGUACUUCGGGUUCACCUUGAUUCUGUAACGGUUGGGGGGGCGAAAUCGGAACCACCAUCACCGACACAGGUCGUCGCUACCGACGUCGCUCUCAGUACCUCCCUCCAUUCGCUGCAACUUUCACCUCGAAAGACUGAAUGGAAUUGUCUCCUUGAUGCCUUUCUCUCAAAACUUGGUCAGACUCUGCCCUACUUCAAUCUUCUCUUUCAGUACUCGGACACUUAUGUCCUUCCCACUGCUUGGGCGUCAACUUCUUCUCUACAUGCUCCUCCAAAGGAUGACCAGAGUUUGCUGAAGACAGAUUUUAGCACGUUACCCCACCUAGCAACACUAUUGGAUAAAGUGCUUUUUCUAGUAAAACAUAUGAUGGUCUUAGAUAGCGGGUUUCCCUCCAAGUGGAUUCGUUCCACGGCCAUGGACUUACUUCUGACUGGAGCCUCAUCGUUCAAUCCCAUGUUUGUCUGUGGAGGAAAUACGAGCGAAUGGCGUGGAGGCUCCGAUGAUGAGGAUGACGUUGUGAUUGAGGGUGUUACGAGCACUGAUAGACCAGAGGUGUUAAGGGACUUUCGCCACUUUCUCGCUUCAACAGGUCAGUCUUAG